Molecule: messenger RNA, 1313 nt
Organism: Linum tenue
Lineage: Eukaryota; Viridiplantae; Streptophyta; Magnoliopsida; Malpighiales; Linaceae
Source: the annotation of a GenBank genome assembly
CCAACUUCAACGCCUUGUGGAAUUGGGGAAGGAAACGAAAAGCAGCUUCCUUCUCCUUUCUCUUUGCGGUCCAUCAUCCCCAACAGAGAGACGCGCUUAAGGAAUCCAUCCAUUCCCUCUCUUCUCCACUAUCAAUCUCUGCUCAAUCGAAAGCCCUAAUUCUUUCCACCCAACCCCUCAACUCUACCCGAUCUAUCAAUUUCGCGCUUCUUACUAUCCUAUUCAACAGAUCGGGGGCAGGAGGGAGUCACUUCCGAUAUAGUUGAAAAAUGUUUACCAGGAUAUUUGGCAAGCCUAAGCAGGAAGGCAAUGCCCUGACCACCUUGGAUAAACUGAACGAGACACUUGAAAUGCUCGAAAAAAAGGAGAAAGUUCUUGUCAAAAAAGCUGCUCAAGAAGUUGAGAAGGCUAGAGAAUAUGCACGGGGAGGAAACAAACGAGCUGCUCUUCAAUCCUUGAAAAGGAAGAGACUGUAUGAACAACAAGUAGAACAACUUGGAAAUUACCAAUUGAGGAUUCACGAUCAGAUGAUAAUGUUAGAGGGUGCAAAAGCCACUACUGAAACUGUUGAUGCAUUGAGAACUGGAGCAGCUGCAAUGAAGGCAAUGCAAAAAGCAACGAAUAUUGAUGAUGUCGACAAGACCAUGGAUGAAAUCAAUGAACAAACCGAGAACAUGAAACAGAUCCAAGAAGCAUUGUCAACUCCAAUUGGUUCUGCAGCAGAUUUCGAUGAAGAUGAAUUGGAGGCAGAACUUGAAGAAUUAGAAGGUGCUGAGUUGGAAGAGCAACUUCUACAACCGGCAACCACAGCUCCUGCUGCUCCAGUCCACGUGCCUGCAGGCAAACAGCCUGCUCGCCCCGUUCAGCAAAGGAAGAAUACUGAGGAGGAAGACGAACUUGCUGCCUUGCAGGCUGAAAUGGCGCUCUAAAGAAGGGAGUCAGCUGCCUGUGAAACACGGUAGAGAAGUAUCUUUGGGGAAGAUUGGUCAUUUUGUAUCAUGGAUUCUCCUUCAAACUCUCCUUUCACGCAUCUUUGUGGUGUGGCACUGAACGGUGGACCCUUUGUAUAUAAGGAUCUUGGAAACUUACCAACAAAGUUCUUGAUAAUUUGUAAUGCUCUCUCUUUCUCUUUUUAUGAGCUUUUGGUCAUGCGUCCCCAUAUUUUUCUACUUCUCUUCUCGGUUCUUUCCUGUGAUCAUAGGAUGUGUGUCAUCGAUAACAUUAUUACCAACUUGGUAGCCUUGCACUGUCAUUUAGGACAAUACUUGAAAAGUGAAUAAUGAAUAUAUAUCAAUUUCUGUUUUAUAGUUUUA